Messenger RNA from Conger conger (European conger), 3699 nucleotides. Its product is annotated as E3 ubiquitin ligase TRAF3IP2-like. NCBI's taxonomy places the organism in Eukaryota, Metazoa, Chordata, Actinopteri, Anguilliformes, Congridae. The transcript has 9 exons. Gene Ontology annotation, biological process: humoral immune response; positive regulation of canonical NF-kappaB signal transduction. The coding region runs from base 612 to 1892 and encodes 426 amino acids. The record is from RefSeq and is a predicted model, not a curated record.
GUGCUUUUGCUAUUUGUACAAAUUACUCAUCAGCUAAUCAUAUCUAGCCUAUAGGCUACAAUAAGAUCGAUGUGUGUUUGAGUUCACAUGCUUUACGUAUUUCCUUAUAGGCAUAUACGUUAAAAUUGCCUAAAUGUAUAUACGUGUAUCAUAAUCAUUACAAUAUAGGCUAUACGCUUGACCAUAUUUGGCUAGCGCAUGAGAGGUUGCGAUCAGAAUGAAACCAAAACUAAAUAAUUCGGAAAUGCAGCUUGCCUUGUCAUAACACAUGUUGACACAGGACUCAUAACUAUGGCUCAUUUAUUUGAUUUUUUUUUGCGCAGAGCAUAUUCAAAACAUGGCAUGCGUUCAUAGGCUAUAUUACAAAACGGAAACAUUGGCAGUGGUGAUUAAUGUUUGGAAUUUAUAACUAGAAAGUUCCGACAACAGGAGGCGUGAGACUUUAAAUAGCUCAGAACCCGAAGAAAUGCGAGUUGUCUUGAAGUCCACGACCAAAUAAGGAGGCCCAGAGGGUGGAACUUACCAAAACUGACAGCGUACAUUUUUGCUACAAAAUAAUGGGGUUCUCACUGCUAGAGUCCGUUCGAAGAGAGGAAAGAAUCAAGUGCUGAAUGAUGAAAUAUGCCACCCUGCAGACUGAGUCACUUAACUGUCCCGAGGAGAACGACGAAUCGCUGAGUGAAGGGUCACUCUCCAGCACCCACUCCAGCCCCCGGCCUGAUCGGCGGAAUCCCUGCAUCCCUCCUCCCACUGCCAGCUGCCUGAGAAAAAUGGCCGAUGGCCGCCCCUACAGCUCCGACUCGGCCCAGUCCAGCUACGACCCUUAUCACCUGACCCGGGACCUGCCUUCGGGGUGCGAUGCCCCCUUCCCCAGCCGGGCCGACGGCUGCCCCAGUUGCCCACACCUCCACAAAGGAGCCUGGCCGCCCCCCAGCUACGGGAGCAGCUUCUACUCAGGUGGGGGUUACUCCACCAGCCUGCCUUUCUGCCCUCCCCCCUCGGAGUACACCAGCUGUCCCCCUGGGCAGGACAGGUACCCCUACAGCAAAUCUUACUCCUGCAGCCAAAGCUAUGGCAGCUUGGAGCAGCCGCAGUCUCUGCGCUCUAUGGCGCCCACUGCAGGAGCGCACGAGUACUACCUGGGCCCCUACCACCCCUGCCCUCACACCCCCCAGGGCCCUGCCCGCUGUGACCAGAGCCCGGCCGAGGGGUUCGGGAUGGGACACUCGCCCCACCAUAGUCCCAGGCCAGGGCACCACCGGCCUUAUGGACACCCUGGUCCAGACCACUGUGGGUGUCAAGGUACAGGCUCCACACACAGUGUAAACCCCCAUGCACAUCUGAGGCAGAACACUGCCCUUUGUACCCCCCUGUCACUGGAACAACGGAAGGUGUUUGUCACAUAUGAGGCAGACUGUGAAAAACACGUCAAUGAAAUAAUCAAGUUUGUGGCCUUGCUGCGACACAAUGGCUUUGAUACACAUAUUGAUGUAUUCGAGCAACAGUUUAUAAGUAUCAGCAAAAUCGACUUCAUGGAGAAGUUCAUAAAUGAGAAAGACUAUCUAAUCAUCAUAGCCAUCAGCCCCAAGUACCACAAGACGGUCACAGGCACACUCGUCAGCAUGGAGAACGACGAGAGGACCCUUAACACAGUUUACAUACACAAGCAGCUACAGAAUGAGUUCAUUCAAAAUGGCUGCCGGAAUUUCAGAUUCAUUCCUAUUCUGUUUCCUGGUGCGAAAAAGUGCCAUGUCCCCACCUGGCUACAGAACACCCACGUGUACAGCUGGCCCAAGAACCGGGACGACAUCCUGCGGCGGCUCAUGCGGGUGGAGAAGUACAACCCCCCACCCAUUGGCGAACUGCCCACCAUCGUCUCAAUACCGCUGUAGCGCCCUCUGUAGGGGCCAGGGUGCUACCGCAGAAACGGCUGCUCUGUGGACGAAGACUGUCAGUCUAGAGGUUCCACAGUGGCCUAGGUUUCCCCAUCUACCAGACAGAUGUACGCUGGCCGUGUCUGAUGACCAGUCUCUCUUCAAAAACCCGUGGGCAGAGAUUUCAAAUCCAGCCACAAUCCCAGAAUGCACCCUGGGCUUUACUAAAGGAUUCAAAGUGUAAUUAUGUAAAUAUUUAAUGCAUUUGGUUUGGUGGAGAUGAGCUAAACUGUGGAUUUGUCUCUCCUCCAGAUACUUUGUUUCAGUUGUGUCCUCAACGUGCACAGUACACAACAUGCCUCUUCAUUGGCUGGUAUGUCAGGACCUAAAAUUGUAAUGUACAUGUAUUUAAAUGGGGGGAAGUUUCAACUCAACCAAUGAAAUGAACCUGCAUUUUCAAAUCGUGCAUAAUCUUGCUGAAGCACAAUACGCAAUGGAAACAGUCAAACACAUCCACCUCUCCAUGCUCAGGUCAUGCCGUGGUCCUAGUUGGAUGUUUUCAAAUGGAGAAACAGCCUGAUCCUCUCCUGGUGGAAAAAUAGCUCAAUAUUCUCCAGGUGGGUGACUGCUUCUCUCUCUUCAAGUGGAAAAAUUGCAACACAGUUUAUACACCCAUCUGACUGGCCAUUCAUGUUGAACAAUCAUGAUGGCGGUGUGGAUGGAAAGAAGUACAUUCAGGUGAACGCUCUGACAUUGAAUUUGGUGGUCAGAAUGUGUUUCAGUUCGUGGUGCUGAUUGUGAUAGUCAUCAGCAGAUUUCACAGCGCUCAAAUAGAAAAACGGUAUGAGUAAAUGUGUGUAUCUGCCUGCAAAAUCGACCAAAUGUAUAUUGGUCCAGUGUGGAACGAAUGCCAGAGUGUUCAUGGUUUUCCAAAGAAAAUCUCUGGAAUGUUUCUCAUUAUUGUGUAUAGAAUAUUGUGUAUAUUGCUUUCCCCUUCAUCUGAAUGCAGAACUUCUAUAGUUUAGUAGGGAUAUUAAAGAUAUGUUCAUCACAGCCAUUUUGAGGAAAAACGUAUACGUACGUUUAUAAUGUACGUUUAUGCAUGUACGUUUAUGCAUGUACGUUUAUGCAUGUACGUUUAUAAAAUGUACAUGCAUAAACAGGUGUGAAGAAUCUGUAAUUUUCUCAAAUCUAGGGCAGGACUUCACUUACAAGUGUGUGUGAAAAUGUGAUCAGUAGAUUUCAAACUUUAAUCUGGGCACUUUGUCUAUAUUGCAUUCCGUGAUGUAAAAUGACUAACAGUGUUGGCAGUUAAGUGUGUUUUACCCAUGAAUAUUUGAUGGCCAGAGCCUGCUGGAAGGCAGUUGAUAUUUUUUCUGGGGGCAUUAAAUCAUGUUAUAUCACAUCACAGAUAUCAGUAAUGUCUUACGUGGAAAAUUUACUUUUUGAGCAGAAUGCAGAAAUAUAAAUUUUCUAAGCUUGUCUGGUUUAUUGGAACCUAUGAAAGACUCUCAAAAAGUGCCAACCCUGCUCUCUUGGUUGGCUCAAGUGUACCAGACAAGAUCAGUUGAGCGCAGAAAAAUAUUUGGAUCCAAAACAGUUUUUGACCCAGGUGUGAUUAUGCACAUAACAGUAAUGGGGAAGGAUUUGUACGUAUGAUGAUGAUUGGAAAUUGGAAAGCCCCACUAUAUGCUCUGACCUUUCCUCAUUGUUUUGUUGCAAAACUGCAUUGUCACCAUGGCUGCCUGACUGGCCUGAUUAUUACUGUAUCUCUUUAUUUCCGAUCUGUGCAACGUCUUGUGUAAAAUAAAAUGGAUGUGAUGCA